This is a messenger RNA of Dovyalis caffra, 1758 nucleotides long. Lineage: Eukaryota; Viridiplantae; Streptophyta; Magnoliopsida; Malpighiales; Salicaceae. The record is from the annotation of a GenBank genome assembly.
AUGGAGACCAAACAACCCCACAGACUUCCACAUUCUUCAGCCUACAAUCUCCUUCUCCUAGCAGGAUCACGUCUCAAACUUCUCCACCAAGUCCACGCCCAUAUAAUAGCCUCAGGAUACGGUCGCAGCCGAUCCCUUCUUACUAAGCUUCUCAAUUUAGCUUGCGCUGCUGGCUCGAUUAGCUACACGCGCCAAAUCUUUCUCAUUGUCCCAAAUCCAGAUUCUUUCCUCUUCAAUUCCCUUAUCAAAUCCACGUCCAAAUUCCACGACUUCUCAGUUUAUUCCCUUUACUUCUAUAGCCUCAUGGUCCUUUCUAAUGUUCCAGCUUCGAAUUAUACUUUUACGAGUGUGAUUAAAUCUUGUGCUGAUUUAUUGGCUCUUAAACAUGGGAGGAUUGUUCAUGGACAUGUUUUGGUUAAUGGGUUUGGGUUGGAUGUGUAUGUUCAAGCGGCUUUGGUGGCUUUUUAUGGAAAAUGUGGUGACUUGGGUAAUGCGAGGAAGUUGUUUGAUAAAAUGCGUGACAGAAGUAUUGUGGCGUGGAAUUCAAUGAUUUCUGGGUAUGAGCAAAAUGGGUAUGCUAAAGAGGCAAUUUGGUUGUUUGAUCGAAUGAAGGAAAUGAGUGUCGAACCGGAUUCCGCCACGUUUGUGAGUGUUUUAUCCGCUUGUGCUCAUUUGGGUGCAUUUAGUUUAGGGUGUUGGGUGCAUGAGUAUAUUGUUAGGAAUGGUUUGGAUUUGAAUGUGGUGCUUGGUACUUCGUUGAUUAAUAUGUACACAAGGUGUGGGAAUGUGAGUAAAGCCAGAGAGGUUUUUGAUUUGAUGAAGGAAAGGAAUGUAGUAGCUUGGACGGUGAUGAUUUCUGGGUAUGGAACAAAUGGUUAUGGUAGCCAAGCUGUUGAGUUGUUUCAUGAAAUGAGAAGAAAUGGAUUAUUUCCUAAUAGUAUUACAUUUGUUGCUGUUUUGUCAGCAUGUGCUCAUGCGGGGUUAGUGAAUGAAGGGCGCUGGGUGUUUGCAAGCAUGAGAGAAGAGUAUCACUUGGUGCCUGGAGUGGAGCAUCAUGUUUGCUUGGUGGAUAUGCUUGGUCGUGCUGGACUUCUCGAUGAAGCAUACAAUUUUAUCAAAGAAGAAAUUCCUGAAGAGCCAGCACCUGCUAUUUGGACAGCGAUGCUUGGAGCUUGCAAGAUGCAUAAGAAUUUUGACCUUGGAGCACAAGUUGCUGAGCAUCUCUUGGCUGCCGAACCGGAAAAUCCAGCUCAUUAUGUGAUACUCUCAAAUAUAUAUGCUUUGGCAGGUAGAAUGGACCAAGUGGAAGUGGUUAGAGACAAUAUGAUUCGAAAACGCUUAAAGAAACAUGUUGGUUAUAGUACAAUAGAAGUGGAUCAAAAGACUUAUUUGUUUAGCACGGGGGACAAGUCUCACACUGAGACAAAUGAAAUUUAUCAUUAUCUAGAUGAUUUGAUGUGGAAAUGUAGGGAAGCAGGUUAUGUGACAAUAUCUGAUUCAGUGAUGCAUGAAUUGGAAGAGGAGGAGAGAGAAUAUGCACUUAGAUACCAUAGUGAGAAGCUAGCGAUUGCAUUUGGGUUAUUGAAAACCAGCCAUGGGACUCCUAUCAGGAUUGUGAAGAACCUCCGAAUGUGUGAAGAUUGUCAUUUGGCCAUUAAAUAUAUUUCAGUUGUCUCCAAUAGAGAACUUAUUGUUCGUGACAAGCUUCGCUUCCACCACUUCAAGGAUGGCUCGUGUUCUUGUCUUGAUUACUGGUGA